AUGAGAUCAUUGCAUCUGGGUCUGCCGAGAUUGAAAAGACCAGAAUCGCCCCUCGCCGCUCGCUUGAUCGCCCGGCCGCAGAUUCUCGCGACUGCCCGCUACCUCCAGCAGACAUGGUGGCCGUCAUCCUGCGCAUUCAAUCAGCCCGGCACCCGAAAGAAAGAGCGACAUGAUGGAAACCCAAACAACGCCGGCAGAGAUUGCAGGCAUUGCAGGGCCCGAGAGUCCCCUUGCAUCUACGAUCUCAAGAGGAACAAGCCCGGGAUUAAGCCUGGGGCUGUUGGAAGCCUAAGUCGACGAGUCGAACGCGGUGCACCAACAUGCGGCUGCACACAGGGGGAUCACCAUCCUGCUGAACUGAUUGGCGAGGCUCCCAAUGUUCUCGGAGUGCUUUCCCUCUUGGCCCAGGAGCUGCACAAGCUCAGUGCGCAGACACGGCCGCCGCCACCUAUCGUCGAGGCCAUCGUGCCGUCACCCUCGGUCUCUCAAGGGUCCGGCCGGAUCGCGGUGGAUGGCCAGACUUUUUCGGCCGAGUCACCCGGGCGGCCUCGAAAGCGGCGCAGAGUUGACAGCUGCGGCAAUCCGACCAUUGAGCUAACUUUUGCCCUCGAAGAUCUAGAAAACAUCAGCACAAACCUACCGCCCCCGGCCCUGCUCGAAGAUGUAGUAAACGCCUACUUUGGCCUUAUCCAACCCUGGAUACCCAUGAUUCAUGAGACCCAGUUUCGCGCACGCAUUCAUGACCCCGGACAACUCCCUGGCCUGGUCGUGGUACUCCAUGCCAUGGUUGUCGCAGCCCUGCGAUUCGUCGACAGUGCGGGCAUGGGCCUCCCCCAAGCCGAGCUGAAGACUCGCGCGACUAGAUCUCGGAAUAUUGUCAUGCUGACUGCAAUGGACCAUCUCUCUGUGGAGAAUCUGCAGGCGCUUAUCAUUGUAGCUUUCAAUGACGUGUGUUACCAAUCCCUCAGUGUUGAGUCCGAUCUCGACGGCAAGGAGCCUCUGUUGAAGCCCUUGACAACCAUACCCGCCCCCGUCAACUGGACAGAGGAGGAGCAGCGAAGACGUGUAUUUUGGAAUGUGUUUUGCCUCGACAGAUGGAAUACGAGUCUGACAUCAGACGAUGUGCAACGCAAGCUCCCGGCCGACGGAGGACUGUGGCACAAAGAAGAGCCGGUCACAACACCUUACUUUGGCAUUUGGGAUCGAUCGGCUGCCAAAAUCGGCAAGUCGAUCGCUUUUCUACCCGGUCAUAGCACGGCACCCGCUUCAGAGACGCCUUUGGCAUCCUCAAACACCGGCGCAAACAGCGGCCCUAAUACUGUAGAUAUGACAACAGUUGGUGCAUUUGCCUAUUGUAUCGAGGCAACAGAGUCCCUCAGCAGGGUGACGACGUACUUUCUCCAGCAGAAAAUUGACUUUCAGGACCGACAGGAAGUCAGCAGCUGGCUCACCAGAUUCAAGGAGCUCGAUCUGCGUCUCGUCCAAACGGCCCUGUCACCAGCCAGUUUGCAUUUUGUGUCUUUGUCAGCGCUCGUGUUCUACUCGGUAGGUCUCUCGUACCUCUUCAUCCCACCAAAGCUAAGUGGUCAGUCCAUUGGCGGCAUUAUGAUGCCGACUUGA
Verticillium alfalfae VaMs.102 is the source of this 1620-nucleotide messenger RNA. RefSeq lists its product as hypothetical. Gene Ontology annotation, biological process: DNA-templated transcription. The record is from RefSeq and is a predicted model, not a curated record. Gene Ontology annotation, cellular component: nucleus. The transcript has 6 exons. Lineage: Eukaryota; Fungi; Ascomycota; Sordariomycetes; Glomerellales; Plectosphaerellaceae. The coding region runs from base 1 to 1620 and encodes 539 amino acids. Gene Ontology annotation, molecular function: zinc ion binding; DNA binding.